Larimichthys crocea (large yellow croaker) is the source of this 2431-nucleotide messenger RNA. It is a transcript of the gene plekha8, whose product is annotated as pleckstrin homology domain containing, family A (phosphoinositide binding specific) member 8. Bases 206 to 1909 code for a protein of 567 amino acids. Gene Ontology annotation, molecular function: ceramide 1-phosphate transfer activity; ceramide 1-phosphate binding. The record is from RefSeq and is a predicted model, not a curated record. The transcript is spliced from 13 exons. Gene Ontology annotation, biological process: ceramide transport; intermembrane lipid transfer. Gene Ontology annotation, cellular component: cytoplasm; cytosol; membrane. Lineage: Eukaryota; Metazoa; Chordata; Actinopteri; Sciaenidae.
AACGGGAAGAGCGUCAUGAGCUCUCAGCGCUCCAUUCACAAAAAAAGUUUACGCACUUUUAUUUACGUAGCUGAGCUCUAAAGCCGAGGACGUUACUCCAGAAAUCACACUUCUGGGGGCCCCGAUGGAGUCGCUGCAAUCAGCUGUGCAUCAUAUCUUGUUAUGAUAAACAAGUAAUGAACACACAAACACACACAGUUGAACAAUGGAAGGGAUGCUGUAUAAAUGGACCAAUUACAUAAGUGGUUGGCAGCCUCGUUGGUUUGUGCUCGAUGGAGGAACUUUGUCUUACUAUGACUCUCAAGAAGACGCCUGGAAAGGUUGCAAAGGCAGCAUUAAAAUUUCAGUCUGUGAAAUCCAAGUUCAUUCCUCUGACUCCACACGAGUCGAUCUGACCAUACCAGGAGAGCAGUACUUUUACCUCAGAGCCAUCAAUGCAGCUGAGAGGCAGAAAUGGCUGGUUGCACUGGGAACGGCCAAAGCUUGCCUUACGGACAACCGGACAAAGAGAGAAAAAGAGCUCCAGGAGAACACAGAGACACUGAAAACGAAGAUGUCCGAACUCAGAUUGUACUGUGACCUACUUCUACAACAAGUAAACAAGAUCAAGGAGAAUGAUGAGCUAGACACAGCAGAGACGGGCAUAGACACUGGAAACAUGGUGAAGUCUACAUGCACCACUUUCCUAAAGACUCUAGAGGAAUGCAUGCAGAUAGCAAAUCGUACAUUCAGCGCGGAUUUGGCAACACAGAGUCCACCAGGAUCACCUCCAGUAGCAGCCAUCAAACCUCAGAAGAUUAAGCCUGUCAAUCAUUUAAAUCAGAACCUUGGAGAAAAAUGGAGAGAUUUGGCCGAAACCUCAGGAGAAGCAAUUGCACAUGACAGCCAGAGCCUUGACUCUGGAGCAGAGGGACCAGAUGAGCUAGACAGACCAGAACACCAUUCUUGCCCAUCAGACAUUGAUGCAGCAAACGGCAACAGCGCAGUUUACGAGGAGCCAGUCGAUCCUACUUUACACACUACCCAGAAUACCUCUGAGAUCGAACACUACGACCAACCAGCAGAGGGGGAUGAGGAAAAUGAAGCUGGUGAUCAAAGGGAGACGAAACAAGAGCAGAAGCACAAAGUGGACCAAAGUCAAGAGCAUGACAACAACAAUAAGGAAGCGAGUGCUGCUGUCCAGCCUCAGCACGAACAGAAAGCUGUCCAAGACCAAGAAGAGGCUCAACACCAAGGAGAGACUUCAACGGAGGCAGAAGACACAGAGCAGGUGGAAACUUUCUUCAGCACAAUGAGUCACAGAUUUAGUGAUAUAAGACUGGACGACGACAAUGGUAUCCCUACUCAAGAGUUUUUGGACUCAUGCUAUGCAAUAGUGCCUGUAUUAGACAAGCUGGGGUCCACAGUGUUUGCACCAGUGAAAAUGGAUUUUGUUGGAAAUAUCAAGAAAAUUCACCAGAAGCUGAUGUCAGACCCCGACAACUUCCCUACAUUACAGUCCAUAGUGCUGCGCGAAGUCGGGACAGACGUUGCCCAGGUGCGCAACUCGGCCACCGAGGCUCUGCUGUGGCUCAGACGAGGCCUGAAGUUCCUCAAGGAGUUCCUGUCAGAGGUCAAUGCGGGACAACAAGACAUCCAGGGAGCAUUAAAUAAUGCCUAUGGCAAGACCCUUCGACGGUACCACGGCUGGGUUGUGCGUGGCGUAUUUGCUUUGGCGCUGAGGGCUGCCCCGUCUUAUCAAAGCUUCAGUGCUGCCUUGGUGACAAAAGAGGGUGACGAGCUUAAGAGUGGCUUCACAAGCGGCAUGUACAGGGACCUUGGAGUGUACCUGCCUGCCAUGGAGAAGCAGCUGGCCAUCUUAGAUGCCCUGUAUGAAGAAUACAACCUGGAGUCAGAUGAAGUGGUGUGAAAACCCAAACAGAAAAUGAGCCGACUGACUGAAAGACAGAACUUGACUGCAGGGGCAGAGUAGUCCAUAACUGCUGUGAAGGAGGGUGCCAGAUGCAACAGGUGCAUCUCGUGUACAAAAUAGUGUGAGCAUGUCCCGUGUCAGUGUAAGUUGUUUCCAGUGGAUAUUAAACUCUACGAUGGUAGACGAAGAAGGUAUUACAUGUGUAAUAGGCUGUUUGGCUCCUUUUGAUUAUUUAACUUUGUAAUUGUUAAGUGCACACCAACGCAAUUAUGGGGCCGGUGUGUAGGAGCCAUUUGUGUGUAUAUUUUGAUAUGACACUGGGGGACUUUUUGUUUUGUGUCACUAAUUGCAGAUUGGCACCAAGUAGAUCAGUAAUCAUGAAGAUUGCUUGUACUACCUUAAACAGUACACCAGGGGGCAGCCAAGAGAACUGGUUAAAAGCUGCUAUCACAUACCAGAUAGCCAAGGCUAUGAAACCGCGAAACAACUAAUAAAGGAACACUUUGGAAAUGCAAUAAA